This is a messenger RNA of Nylanderia fulva, 1395 nucleotides long. It is a transcript of the gene pyd3, whose product is annotated as beta-ureidopropionase pyd3. Gene Ontology annotation, molecular function: beta-ureidopropionase activity. The record is from RefSeq and is a predicted model, not a curated record. Lineage: Eukaryota; Metazoa; Arthropoda; Insecta; Hymenoptera; Formicidae.
AUGGAAAAUGCACUACACGUGCAGAUAAAAUUUAAUCCCAAUUAAAUAUAAUCAGAGCAUUGGCCUUGAUUUGAUUUAUAGAUUGUUUGAGAUAAGCACGUAAAAAGGAGUGAUUCUGCAUUAUCAGAGUGCUACUUUAUAAGACUGAGUAUCAAGGUGACUUUGUCAAAUUAGCUGACAGCAAAAGAACUGUUCAAAUCAUGUACCAGUCAACAGUUGAAGAAAUUUUAGAGAAAUAUGUACCGGAGAAGGAAUUAGAUGAAGUAAAACGAAUUUUAUAUGGACGUACAUUAUUACCAUUAAUUGAGAAAUGUGAAGAUGAGGAAUUUGAAAUACAAGGCUGGAUAAUGAAAAGCGAGAUCGUAGAAGAGCUUCGUCCUCCACGUUUAGUUCGUGUUGGACUGGUACAACAUAAGAUUGCAUUACCAGUAACACAGCCUAUUAUAGAACAACGAGAUGCGAUACAUAAGAAAAUUGCAUCGUAUAUCACAAAAGCAGCUCAAUUCAACGUUCAAAUUUUAUGUCUUCAAGAAGCAUGGCCUAUGCCAUUUGCUUUUUGUACAAGAGAAAAGUAUCCGUGGUGCGAAUUUGCAGAGGAAGCUGAGGCUGGACCCACGACUAUAUUUCUGUCUAAAUUUGCUAAAGAGCACAACAUGGUAAUUAUAUCGCCGAUUUUAGAAAGGGACUCUGCUGAUGGCGAUACUAUCUGGAAUACUUGUGUAGUGAUUAACACGGAUGGUAAAGUCCUUGGGAAACAUAGGAAGAAUCAUAUUCCCCGUAUCGGGGAUUUUAACGAAUCCACUUAUUAUAUGGAAGGCAAUACGGGACAUCCAGUUUUUGAUACAUCUUAUGGACGCAUCGCAAUUAAUAUAUGUUAUGGACGUCAUCAUCCAUUGAACUGGUUGAUGUUUGGUUUAAAUGGAGCAGAAAUUGUUUUUAAUCCAUCAGCAACCGUUCAAGGAUUAUCCGAACAUUUGUGGCCAAUUGAAGCAAGAUGCGCUGCUAUAGCGAACAGUUAUUAUACUUGUGCUAUUAAUCGCGUGGGUACCGAGGUUUUCAAUCAUGAAUUUACAUCUGGUGAUGGAAAACCAGCACAUCGAGAUUUCGGACAUUUCUAUGGCUCCAGUUAUAUUACUGCCCCUGAUGGUACGCGAACUCCAGGUUUAAGUCGCUAUAAAGAUGGACUCUUGAUUGGAGAAUUGGAUCUAAAUCUAUGUCGACAAACGAAAGACAUUUGGGGAUUCCGAAUGACACAAAGACUGGAAAUGUAUGCUAAAGAACUAGCUGAAUUCAUAAAGCAGAAAUGAGAUUUAGGAAGAAUAUUUACAGAAUAAUAUUGUUUAAUAAAUAAUUUCUGAAUCUAUAAUUAUCUUUCCACAAUAUUAAAGAUUUAUU